AAACAAACCGCUGGGCAGACGCGCAGUGGCAACUUUGUUGUGAUUUUUAGUUUCCGAUUUCUUGUUUUUUCAUGCCUCUUUAACGGGAAAUUUCCCAAGAAAUGUCCGCCGCCCAGAGCCCUAACUCCUGCGUGGAAACGCCCAAGGCGCCCGAAUGGCUAUCGAAGCUGGAGAGCCGGCGCGAGCAGCUAAAGCGCUCCAAGCUGGGCCACGAGUCUGGAGCCGGCGCUCCUUGCUUGGAGUGCAAGGAUAAGUGUCCCGGCCUCGACCUGCACUUCUGGCGCAAGGUGUGUCGCAACUGCAAGUGCAGAAAGAACCAGCACGCGUGUCCAGAGGACGAUGACGCGGCCGGUUGGGCACAGUUCGAGAUUCUGGGCCAGAUAAGGGCCAAACCAGCUUACAUAAAAAUCAAGGCGUUGGCCAGCCAGCCAGUUCAAUUGGAGUGGGUGCCGCCGAAUGCCGCUCCCGACGUGGUCACUGACUACAUGGAGAUGCUUGGCACUGCCCAGAUACCAGUGGCUGGCAGCGAUGCAGCCAUUAAGCGGAAACAACAGCUGGAGUUGCAAGUGCCGCCGCAUGAUUUGGAUGCUGCUCUGUGCGAUGGACUGUCGGAAACGGAGGCCCGCCAGCUGCAGCAGUAUGUGCAGCGGCUAAGGGAGCAGUGCGUCGGACAGGGUGUAGUUGUGCGCCUGGGCAAUCGUCUCAAUCACGCUCAGGUGGAGCAUGUGACUCCAGUUGCUGCAAUAGCGCCCCAAGAAGCAGCCAAGUCCUGGCAUAUUUUGGGUAUACCUCCCGUUGCUGAUGCCACUCUAAACGAAUUGUUGGCCAAUCCCAAGGUGGCGCAAGCCUUAGCCAGUCCGGCCAGUGCUCAACCCAGGCUGCUGGUGGCCUUCUCCGAGCCUCUGUCGGACUCAACCGCUCAGUUUGAGGAGAAUGGCGGAGCUCUGCGGGCACAGACCAGAGAGAAGCUGCUGGGGAUCAGCAAACCGGCACUGCACAGCCUCGUAAGCCAUGGUGUGAUCUAUGAUAAGGUGCUGGGUGUGCUGCAGGAAAAGAACCUCAACAUCUCGCGGGAUCCCAAGCUGGGACCCAUCGCCGAGUUCCGCAAGGAGUAUGUCAACAAUCCGCUGUUCCAGGCAGAUAUCAAUACAAUCUGCCCAACGCCACUGCAGCAAGUUACGCCCAUGAAGUCCUCACCGGGCACGCCUUUUAACUCACCGCUGCCGCUGAAGAACCCCGUGCAUGCCAGAUUUGGGACCCAGAUGCGCCAGGAUACACCCAUACGGCGGGUUAAGUUCGGUGGCGUCUCCACCGUUGUCUACGAUUGCGGUCUGCCUGCCAACACUGACUACGAACGCGAUCCGGUCUUUGCACAGAUUGUCCAGGCAGAACCUCUCAAGCAGGCGCUGCAGGAGGCCCGAUCCGGGCGCGCUCCAUCUGCGGUGGUUAUUUCCAAUAUUCCAGCUGCGGUAGGGAGUCUCGCAGAACUCAAAGGCCUAGCUCCAUCCACCAAGGUUCAACUGCAGUCCGUGGGAGUGGACAGGAACAUGCUGCAAUCGGCCGUAUCCAAUGCUCCAUACUACGACCGGCUAUUCCGCUCGCUGCAGGACAAGGGCAUUGGUCACGACCAAUGCCAGUUGCUGCAGCCGCUGAAGCAAGUACACGACUGGCUUCUGGACGACAAUCAAUUGCUCGAAGAUAUCGACAAGGUCUUUGCUGAUAUGGCCAAUGGCAGUCGGGAUAUUUCCUACCCGAAACCCAUUCUCGGCGAGUUGUCUACGUCCCAGAGCAGUGACUCUGGCUUCCACUCGAAACCCUCGACGCCAGGCUAUGCCAGUGAAGAUUUCAGUGCCAAUCAGGGUAGAUUCGCCAGCAUUCCAGGCAUUGAAGAUAUGAACAUGUAUCCAGGUUGCUACGGCAUGCCGGAGCAGUUCCAGCAGCUACGUCUGCAGGGAGAGGAGGUCGCUGCGGGCAAAGAUCCCCAGCCCAUCAUCAUGUGUCGCGACUGUAACGAACCCAUUGCAUAUGGCGAGGUGGCCGUCAAAGCGGAUCGUGCUGGCAAGGAGAUUGCCUGGCAUCCGGGCUGCUUCAAGUGCCAGACAUGCCGUGAGCUGCUGGCCGACUUGGUUUACUUCUUCCACCAGGGUCAAGUUUACUGUGGACGCGAUUUGGCCAUCAAGCUAAAGAUUCCACGCUGCCGCGCCUGCGACGAGCUUAUCUUCACCAAGGAAUACACCGCCGCUGAGGGUGCUACCUUCCACAUCAAGCACUUCUGCUGCUAUCAGUGCGAUGAGCCGCUGGCCGGACAGCAGUACGUUCCCGACGAGAACUCCAAUAUGCCGCUGUGCCUGCAGUGCUACGAUCGCUUCUUUGCCGUCGCCUGCCAGCGCUGUCGCCUGGCUAUAGGGCCAGCAGAUCAAGGCGUGGCCUGGGGCGAGAUCCACUGGCAUGGCCAGUGCUUCGUGUGCGCAGGCGUCGAGUGCUCCAAGUCCCUGAUCGGUGGUAGAUUCUGCGUAAAGCAGGACAUGCCCUUCUGCAGUCCCACCUGCGUGCGCAGCGUGCUUUCAUAAGGGAACGAUUAAUCCCUGACUACAGUAUUUAUCCAGUAUAUAACUGCACAAAGGAUCAAAGACAGUAACGCACAAUUAAUGUAUUUAUGACGACAAUACACAAUAUUAGUAACCAGAACUAGUGAUCUACGAAUGCCACAGACUAAAGUGCCUAGAAUAUAGACUUGCAUUUAAAAGAAAGACCUUCUGCUAAUUUUACGUUAUCAAUCAAAUUUAUAUGGCAGUUUUUGCUUUAUCUACGAAUUCUUCUGAUGCUCCAUCUGGCUUUUUGAAAAUUUAAACAGAUCGCAAUAUUCAACCAUUCAAAUUUUGAUUUGGUUAUUAAAACGCAAAAGGUACAAAUAUUUACACAAUUCCAUACCGCUUUUGCCGUGCCAAUAGACCAAAUAGAUUAUAUAUAUAUAUAUACAUAUUUUAUAUACGAAGUAUACAAAUAUAUAAUUAGACAGCAAGUAUUAUACAUGUAUACAGGAAAGCCCCAUUUUAAACGUUUUUAAUAAAGAUUUUACUCGAACCCAAGAAAACAAGAGGGGUUUUUCGUAUUCUUUACGUA
Drosophila serrata is the source of this 3123-nucleotide messenger RNA. RefSeq names its product testin LIM domain protein (gene Tes). Gene Ontology annotation, molecular function: zinc ion binding. The record is from RefSeq and is a predicted model, not a curated record. NCBI's taxonomy places the organism in Eukaryota, Metazoa, Arthropoda, Insecta, Diptera, Drosophilidae.